Messenger RNA from Homalodisca vitripennis (glassy-winged sharpshooter), 894 nucleotides. RefSeq names its product carbonic anhydrase 2-like. Gene Ontology annotation, molecular function: zinc ion binding; carbonate dehydratase activity. Bases 1 to 807 code for a protein of 268 amino acids. Gene Ontology annotation, cellular component: cytoplasm. NCBI's taxonomy places the organism in Eukaryota, Metazoa, Arthropoda, Insecta, Hemiptera, Cicadellidae. The record is from RefSeq and is a predicted model, not a curated record. The transcript has 6 exons.
AUGUUUCCCGAGCCUCAGAUCUGGCAAGAGUCAAGUCACUGUCAGAUGAAAGAAGAGCUGUGUCGUCUGCAAAAAGAACAACACUCCCGACAAUCUCCCAUUGAUAUUCGCUUUAGUAGUGCCGUCAGUGUGGUCCUACCGCCUCUGAGGUUUCAGAACUUGCUUAGCAGUGACGUCCGUGUCAUCAUGAUGAACACUGGGACCACAGUGGACUUUAAAAUAGCAGAAGAAGGAGUGGUGAGGCCCAGCCUGACCGGAGGCCCGCUGCUGAGCCAUGGGGAGUUUCAGUUCUAUAAUAUUCACAUGCAUUGGGGGAUGAGGGACGUCCUUGGGAGUGAGCACAAGGUGAAUGGACGGAGUUACGCAAUUGAAGGACACUGCGUUCACUUCAAUACAAAGUACGGGAGUUACAAGGAAGCUAGUAAAUACCAUGAUGGCUUGGCAGUUGUCGCAUUUUUCGGAGAAGCAGGAAAGGUAGACAAUCCUAAGAUUGAGCGACUAGUCAAACGUCUGGGAAAUGUCAAACAUCCCAAUUCCUCAGUAUCGAUGAGCGCUAGGGAAAGUUUAAGUUGGUUCGCCGAUCUGGGGGAACCCACCAACUACUUCACGUAUCCUGGUUCUCUAACUACUUUCCCCUACUCCGAGAACGUCAUCUGGAUCGUCUAUCCACGACCGCUUUUAAUAUCCUUUAGACAGGUUAAAGCAUUCAGAAAAUUGCUAUCAAGUGACUGCAUUGCCAACACGGAAAACACCAGACCGCUACAGAAGUUCAACUGCAGACCUCUGAUAUAUGCUAUCGGGACCUGAGAGUUGUACACAACAAACAAUAAUUCAUCCCAGUGUAAAUAUACUUGUAUUUAUGUCAGUUUAUUAUAAAAAAAGGUAUGAAAUUUA